Messenger RNA from Gordionus sp. m RMFG-2023, 2562 nucleotides. RefSeq lists its product as uncharacterized. Gene Ontology annotation, biological process: transmembrane transport; intracellular calcium ion homeostasis. Bases 1 to 1497 code for a protein of 498 amino acids. Gene Ontology annotation, cellular component: membrane. The transcript has a single exon. The record is from RefSeq and is a predicted model, not a curated record. Lineage: Eukaryota; Metazoa; Nematomorpha; Gordioida; Chordodea; Parachordodidae. Gene Ontology annotation, molecular function: P-type transmembrane transporter activity; ATPase-coupled monoatomic cation transmembrane transporter activity.
AUGACUUCGGACAUGAACGAAAACAAGACCUUAUCAAACCUAUCUUCGCUUCCCACCAAUCAAAAAUCGCUUCUUUUUUUCGAUCCGCACACAUUUUACAACCGUGUACGUAACUUCCUAACCACAUUCAGCCGCAGUAGCAAAAUUUACAUCACCGAUGCUUACGAUCAUCGUUGUAACGGUUUUUUUAAUGAUCGCGCCGAUACGAAGUGCCCUUUAAAUAUGCUCAAGGAAGAUGGAACUCAGGGAAACGUAUUCGUGAACCACCCCGCCUAUGAACCUAUUUCUAGUCCAACCAUAAAAUCCAUUAUAUCCGGUGAGAAUAUCGAAUUUCUAAAUGACUUUAACAGUAAUCAUAUCGUUUACGCAAUGACUGGCCCGACCUUUGAAACGCUCGAAAAUUUUUAUGAUGGUAAAACACGGCAUCAAAUAAAAAUCACGUUGAAAAACACUUUAGGACACAAAAAUGGUUAUCUAAAGAAUUCUAACGAGUUUAUUAUACACCGAUCCAUUGUAAAUUGUGACGCACUUGAUAAUUUUAAAUGCGGAAACGAAAAUCAUGGUUAUGUCCAUAGCAAAGAUGUUAACAAUAAUAAUAUUAAACGUAAAGGUGCCCAUCUCGACGAUAUUAGUAAUAUAAUUCCAGAUAACACUUCUUCUGACAUUCUACUCAAUUCCCCAUAUACCUCUAACGGAAUAUCUCUACCUUUCUGUAAUGAUGACCUAAUACCUACUUUAAAAAAAAUUGAUCCCACUUCACCUGGUCAUAUAAUGCCGUUUGAAUUCCAACCGGACUUGUUGGACCGACUCUUGGUGGAUGGUUGUUGUGUGUUCGCUCGUAUGACGCCAGAAUGCAAGACGCGUCUAGUGCUGAGGUACCAACGCUUGGACUACUAUGUUGGUAUGUGUGGCGAUGGAGCCAAUGACUGCGGCGCCCUCAAGGCCGCUCACAUGGGAAUCUCUAUGGCCGUGUCUGACUCUCAACCUGAAGAGGUCAUUAGCGAUAAAAAUGAUGACAAGUCGACAAAGAAAGAUAUAGAUAUUGAAGGUAACGUUGUUGGCAAUAAUAAUGGGAAAAUUACUUUACGGCACCGUGUAAAACGGGCCUUUAGGUGCUCAACCCCUAACGAUGAUGCCUCUAAGAUGGAAGAAGGUGCAGUAGGCACGGCCUCUUUGGCGGCACCUUUCACUGCAACCCACGGGAACGUAUCUUGCGUUCCAGGAAUUAUCAAGGAAGGCCGAGCAUCCCUCGCUACCUCCUUCUGCGUUUUUAAGAAUAUGGCUUGUUAUAGUCUUAACCAAUUCGUAGCCGUGCUCUCCCUAUAUUGGUUUGGAACGAAUUUCAGCGACGUUCAGUUCGCGUUCGCCGAUUUUUUCCCCGCCACCGUGCUAACCAUGCUUAUGGGUUAUACCCAGGCGAAUCCUCAACUUCCUACAGUUCAGGCUCUAUCAGACACAUCGUCAUUUUCUCAUAAAUCAAAGGCUAAAUUUAACUGAUAACGCUAAUGGAGAUUUGAAAAAUAUGGCCUCCGUUAAAUUAAGCCACAUAGACUAUUAUAAAGAAAAACGCCGAUGCAAGAACUACAACAAAGGCGGAGACUUUAAUAAAUUCAAGCCUGAUACCUCUCUGGCGCAGGCUCGCCAUUUGGGUUCGGUAUUGGGUCACAUAUUUAUAAAUUCUCUCUUCUUAGCCGUCGUCUUGACCUACACUCUUAGACAACCAUGGUGUCUUAAGGCUACAGAGCCUGAGAUUGAUCACAAAAACCCCUAUUACAGUCACGCCGUUGCUGCAGUUUUUAUAUUAUCCUUCUUUCAAUACCUCACAUUUACUGUUGUUUUUUCUAAGGGUUUACCCUUCAGGAGACCUUAUUACACCAAUCUCCCUCUCUUAACUAUAACCGUCUUACUCGUUGUAUUCUGGGUGUAUAUCACCCUUGGAAAACCAUAUUCCCAUUUAUUAUUGGGUCGGUUUUUUAAGCUGAAAUACCCGCCCAUUAUUUUUCCCUCUCUUUUCUACCUAACUUUGGCGCUAUGCAAUUUUGUGGUAUCUAUGUUUUUUGAGCGCAUUUUACUCGAUAAAUGGUUAGCUGGAUACUUAAGGAACCGUAGUAUACUCUUAAAACCUAACAGACCAUUGAAAUACCUUACAUUUUCUAGUUUUUCCCGGGAAUAUUGCACUGGGCAAAAUAUGUGAAAUUUGAUUAUUUUUUUCUUAGUCAAUUAUUAAAUAUAGAAAGGGGCAUUUUUUUUUUACUUUCAAUUCCUAUUUAUAAAUUCUUUUUUUCCAAAUUAAAUAUAAGAUGCAUUUUUGUUUUUAUUUUUUACAAAAUAUUUUACCUCGCAUCACGCUGUAUUUAAUUUAAUGACAUUUAUCAUGCAAGUUUAUAAUCUGGUUACUACUAUUUUCGCCGAUUUUCAUUUUAUGAAAAAAAUAAAUGGGAAUCAAAUGCCUGGUAUUUUAUGAGUAUUAAUUUUUAUUUGCAUUUUAACAUUAUGUAUGUAUGGGCCUUUUACUUAUAUUAUUUUAUAUAUAUAAUAAAACGACGAAUUCUUAUUUAAAAU